UGUUAGAAAAUUAUUAUUAUUGUUAAUAAUAUAAUGGCGAAUAUAACUUCAAUAAUGUCAAUGGAACAAUGUCAUGAUAUUUGCCCUGAAGAUAUUGCUAACAGUUGUACAAAUGUAACUGUUUCUAAUACUGAAAUUAAUUCUAAUGGUAGCAAAAGUUUGGAAGAUUUACAAUGCUUUGUAUGUGAUGCAAAAAUUCAAGGGCGUCAUUAUGCGUUAGCUACAUGUAGGACCCAGACAUCAAGAACUAAAGUGAUAGAAAAACUUGGAGAAUUAGUUGGCGAAAGGUACAUGGUAGUAAUAUCAGAAGACGAUGUAAUCUGCAGAAGUUGUGCUAAUCUUAUUAAUACACUUGAUAGACUUGAAGUUGAGAUAUAUAACGUACGUGAUAAUGUUCUAAGAUUCUUGGAACAAAAGUAUUCUUUAGAAGAAGGAGAGCUUCUUGGCAAUAAUGAGAAACAAAAACGUUCUCAACCCCCACAGAUCACAAAGUGCAACAAUCAACUUAUAACUAAUUGUCAGGGUAAAAGACGAGAUGUUAUUUUAUCUUCAAAUGUUGCUGAAAAAACUAAACAUAAGAAAAGUAACGUUUGGUUACAAUGCGAUAAGUGUCAAUACACAACCCUUCAUAAUUCAUUUAUGGUACAUCAUGUUAGAAACCAUAUUAAACAGAAAGUAUUUUGCGAUAAAUGUGGCGUCCAGUUUUCUGAAAAAGAACACAAAUCACAUAACUGUAGCUUGAAAGAACAUUUAAAUGUCAAAAAUACAGUUCAAAAUGAGCCACAAGCAGAAUCAUCUUUAAAACAUAUCACUGAAACUAUAUUGGAUAUUCCAAUCUUAGAAAAAAAUAUGCAGCAAAACGUACCAAUUAUGGCCAUUGAAACUUACACAGGAUCACAAAUUUCAAAUUGUAAUGAAAAUAUACCUAUAAUAAGGUUGUCAAGUGCAGAAAAUUUACCAAUACAAAAUAUUUUAAGUUCCGAAUAUACAGAGAGGAGAACUAAAAGCAUUAGCAAAAUAUCAGAAUUGCAACAAGAAAUUGAAAACUUGAAAUCUGAAAUAGAUACAACAAAAUUACAACAAAUGAUAGUGGAUAAGAAGAUUUCAAAUGCAAUUACCCAGCAAGAAAAAUUAAAGGCAGAUGUUGAUGAUGCGAAACUAAAAAGAGAUAAUUUAUCUGUUGAAAUGGUUGAUUUACAACAAGAAUCAACAAAGAGGAAAGAAGAAAAAUUAUUAGCUUGGGAUGCUAUUAAACGUGCUUGUAAAAUAUACAAGGAAUAUUUGGAUAUAAGUAUACAAUUCAUUGAAAAUGAUGGUUAUGAAAGAAUAAAAGUUUCUUUCUUUGUAAAUGAUGAUAGUACAAGAGAUAAAUAUUAUGUAUACUUAAAUCAUUCGGAUAAUCAAUGGAAAGUGGAGCAAAUUCAACCGAUUCUUAAAAUGGAAGAAUUAAAUGAAUUCAAAGGUAUAAUUGAUUUCUCUAAACAAUCAGAGAUUUCCAAUGUUAUUACAUUUGUUUGUAAACUUAGACAUAUUUUUGUGAAACAUUAUUUAAAUACAGAACAGUGAUAUGACAAUGUUCAAAUAUUUGUUAGAGUAUUUUGAUUAAAACUCGAUAACUGAGAAAAUAUAUAUUUUUGUAUGAUAUUAAAUUGCUUAUUUUAAGAUUAAAGCAUUUAUUAAUAAAAGUUAAUAUCUAAAUCAUCUCGUUACACGUACAUGACUUUUAACACUAAACAUUGCAAACUUAACAUUGGCAUAUACUUAUUAAAAUAUAUUCAUCAUUAGUAUAGUCACUUUCUGAUGUUAUGUGUGUAUCAUGCUGCACGUUUUAAUGUAUUAUUUGCUUAUAAUUUUAUUAAAAACACUAAACUGCUGAUCACAGUAGAUAAAUUAUUUAGAUAAUAGAAUUAUAAACACGCCUCCAUGCGAUCUCUAUCUAUAUAUGGCACCUACAGCGUGCGAGAAUAAAUUCUAUGUAAGAUAAGAGAAACGGUGAAUUUAUUUCGAACUGUUAAUUUUUCUAUAAAUAUUAUCUAACAUUUGAUCAAUUUCUUUUUAUUCUUUGCAAAACGUUUAUAAUUCAUUUAUUUAAAAACUUAUAGCGGUAAAUUACGUCGAUGGUUAGUCCUAGCUAACGAAGCUAGCAGUCGGUAUCAACAACUGUUCAUACAAAGAUAAGUUAAUGUAUAAGUUAAUAGUACGAACAGAGUUUUAAUUUAUUAUUGCUAACGUUUUAUUAUGUAUGCGUUGAAAGAAAAAUUUUGAAAAUGUAGCUUUUCGUUGAUUAUUUAUUUAAAAAUACAAUUACGUGUCGAUUCGGCGAAUUAUAUCAAAAUUGUUGCUGAUUAUCAUUCUAACAUGACGAUAAAACUUUCUCACUGGAUUUUACACGUCUUAGCGAGUUCUCUGUUCGCGGUACAUUAAUUUAGAAUAUUAACGCGGCUACGUACGAAAAUAUUUGCGAACCUUACUCGUACAUGAAAAAGGGCCAAUUGAUUAUGUAUGCGUAGAAGCACGUUGAUAACAAUUCAUCCCUAUUGGCACAAGUUAACGAGAGGGUCAAUUGAUCGCCCACUGCCAAUCAGCUCGUAUCGCGUACACAAUGUAAGUUAACAGAUUUCACUUACACUAUUGACCCGGCCGAUCGUUCGUUUACUCGAUCAUUCAGGAAUUUAAUUAAAGAUCGAAAUGUCGACAAUGGCAUUCGAUGGUUUUACUAACAUGUAUUGUCCUUAUUCGUCGCUUUCGAUACAAUUAACGCGUUGAACGCCAUGGGGGUACACACGCCUGAAUAAUUAAAAGAAAACAAUAGAAAAACAUUAUUUUAACAUCAAUAUCGCUAAGUUUCACGAAUUAAUUUAAACAUUAACAUCGCUAUGGUACAAAUAAUGUGAAAUGGUAAAUAGAAAGCUUGAAAUUUGAAAAUUAAUUAUUACUAUUCUUAGUAAUUAGAGCUUUAAUACGCCCCACAAAAAUUGCUCGAUUUCACUGUGGCGUUCAACGUAUUAACGAUACCUAACGAACGACUUAAACAUUCUAUUUCAACCUUUUCAUCCUCGACCUGAAACCAAAUUCCGAAUAUCAUUUAACAUAUUUAAACAAAGGCUUUUACGUAUCAUCUUAACUAUACAUGAUCAUUAUUGCACGCUAGAUUUGGGGGUGAUAUCAUUCGAUACUCGAACACGAUAAAUCAACGAACAAUAAACAAUACACCGCCUAAGCGUUACAAAUAAUACUUUGAAGCACGAAUGAUUAACGUAGACUUCGAGUUAGAUUAAAGGCGAAUGUUAAUCGAUUUCGAAUACCCCGACUAUCCUUUCGUCUCUGUUAUGUUGCUAUAAAAACUAUUUCAAAGGACGCUAACAGAAAAGAUUAGACGGAAGUUCCGAAUGAUACAUGCGAGAGGACAAACUUAAAAAAAAAAAAAAAAAAAAAAAAAAAA
Messenger RNA from Osmia lignaria (orchard mason bee), 3442 nucleotides. The record is from RefSeq and is a predicted model, not a curated record. NCBI's taxonomy places the organism in Eukaryota, Metazoa, Arthropoda, Insecta, Hymenoptera, Megachilidae.